AUGAAGGCCCGCCCCGCCGCCCCCCGGGACCUCGCCACCCCCCCCGGAGCCCCCCCCCGCCCUGUCGUGUUCCCCCAGCUGCCAGUCUCUCACCCCCACCUUGGCCUGGCGCAACUCCCCUCCCCACCCCGUGCCCCUGUCCCUUCCCCCCAAAUGGCCCCCCUGGGCUCCCACGCCCAGGCCCCGAGACACACCCCCCCCGUACCGAUGCUCCCCCCCCCCCCCUAUCUGCGCGCCCGCCCCUUCGCCCUCCCCAGUCCCCGCACCGGGCUGUCGUCCGCCGGCCCGGAUGAGGCCCGUCCCCCGCCCCCCCCCGGCCCCCCUCCCAAGGACUCACAACGCAGCCGCCACCCGACUGUUCUCUCCCCGUACGUCCCUCCAGCGUACCUGCCCCGGGCCCACCACCCCCCCACGUAUCCCCUCAGUGCCCCCCCCCCUCCCGUUGCGCCCUGGCCCUGCGCCCUCCCCACCCCCGCUGAUGGCUCCCACUCCCUCCGUCCCUCCCCUCCCCCCCUCCCCGCCCCCUACCGUCGGUCACCCCUGAAUGCGCCAGCCCCGCCGCUUGCCCUGAUCCCCGGCCUGCACCCCCCGCUCACCCCCCCGGAGCCCCGCCAUACCUCGCCCCCUCCCUCCAAUAGACACCCACCGAUGAAGCUCCCACACCCCCCCACCGAUCCCCCGUGUCUUUGGCCUCCCACCUCAUGGACGCCACCCCCCUGCGUGCCAUCUGCAAUCCUUGGGAGUAAAUCUCCGCCCCCCCCCAGGCAUGCCCCACCCCCCAUCUUUUAG
This is a messenger RNA of Knipowitschia caucasica, 789 nucleotides long. NCBI's taxonomy places the organism in Eukaryota, Metazoa, Chordata, Actinopteri, Gobiiformes, Gobiidae. The record is from the annotation of a GenBank genome assembly.